This is a messenger RNA of Fusarium fujikuroi IMI 58289, 846 nucleotides long. RefSeq lists its product as uncharacterized. NCBI's taxonomy places the organism in Eukaryota, Fungi, Ascomycota, Sordariomycetes, Hypocreales, Nectriaceae. The record is from RefSeq and is a predicted model, not a curated record. The transcript has 2 exons. The coding region runs from base 1 to 846 and encodes 281 amino acids.
AUGAGAAGAGCUACAUCUCAUCGCGGCCUUGCAUCACAAGAAAAGAAAUAUCCCUGUGUUAUCGCCGACCGUUUUCCGGGGAAAUGUAAGAGGAGCUUCAAGAAUAUAGAAAAGCUCAAUGAGCAUAUCAAGCGAUGCCACAGUCCAUUUCUCUGGUGCAAUGAUUGCCUGAAAAAGUUCAACAGCUCCAUGAGCAGCCAGGCCCUGGAGCGUGAGAAGAUAUACCAUAAGGCGAUAUGUCCCAAGGAGCCUUCCGAGAAAAACAAAGCCCUUAGGGAGAGGGCUUACGUCAUUGACGAAGCUCGAUAUGAGCUUUGCAAGAAACUUGGGUGGAAGCAGACUGCUGCUUCACAUGAACUCAACAAAGAAACCGGUGGCAAGGAAUGCGUAUCUCAACGGAGCUGGAGACAGAUCCGUGAUACUAUCUUUCCAAGCGACACCGUGACAGUGGAUGAGUCUCACGAGCUUGUUGCAAGAGUCGAGAACGAGACGAGAAACGAGAUGUUCUUGACGCAGUUCCGAGACAGAGACUCACUUGUCCCAACACAGAUACAGAUGAACACCAUCUCUCAGCCGCCCCCGACGGCUGACAACACGUCUCACCUGUCCACGCUCCUGUCUGAGGUGACUGCUCCUCUCACAGGUCCAACGACGAUUGCUUUCUCUGAUCCUGGUCCGGAUGGCAAAGACGACAUAUUUGGGUUUCUUCCAUACCCUCCACUCCCUAAUGUCCAAGAAUACGAGUCUGCAAACUCUUUGACUGGUGCGGGAAAAUGGGACACUAGCAACUUGGAUCUGGGACCGGAACCUUAUAUAGACUUCGAACAGUGGUUAAAUUCAGAAUGA